This is a messenger RNA of Aphidius gifuensis, 740 nucleotides long. Its product is annotated as S-phase kinase-associated protein 1. Gene Ontology annotation, cellular component: nucleus; cytoplasm. The record is from RefSeq and is a predicted model, not a curated record. Gene Ontology annotation, molecular function: cullin family protein binding. Gene Ontology annotation, biological process: SCF-dependent proteasomal ubiquitin-dependent protein catabolic process. Bases 196 to 684 code for a protein of 162 amino acids. The transcript is spliced from 3 exons. Lineage: Eukaryota; Metazoa; Arthropoda; Insecta; Hymenoptera; Braconidae.
GCCACACACCGACGUCAACCACACCGAACAGUGCACAUUCUCUGUCAGCUCUCGAAGCAGUACGCAGCAGUAAGGACAAUCAUCAAACAAAAGAAAAAAAAAUAAAAACCACGUUGUCGCCAUUUUAUUGUCGCAGCAUUUAUUGACUGAAUUGUUCAUAUUACUUACUUCUAAUAUUCAUCAACAAAAAUCAAGAUGCCAAAUAUCAAGCUUCAAAGUUCCGAUGGUGAAGUAUUUGAUGUCGAUGUUGAGAUUGCAAAAUGUUCUGUAACAAUCAAGACCAUGUUGGAGGAUUUGGGUAUGGAUGAUGAUGAAGAGGAAGUUGUUCCAUUACCAAAUGUUAAUUCAGCUAUUUUGAAAAAAGUCAUUCAAUGGGCAACUUAUCACAAGGAUGAUCCACCACCAGCAGAAGAUGAUGAAAAUAAAGAAAAAAGAACUGAUGAUAUCAGUUCAUGGGAUGCUGAUUUUUUAAAAGUUGAUCAGGGUACACUUUUUGAACUCAUUUUAUCAGCUAAUUAUUUGGACAUCAAAGGUCUAUUGGAUGUAACAUGCAAAACAGUUGCAAACAUGAUCAAGGGUAAAACACCAGAAGAAAUACGUAAAACAUUUAAUAUUAAAAAUGAUUUCACUGCUGCUGAAGAAGAACAAGUACGCAAAGAAAAUGAAUGGUGUGAAGAAAAGUAAAUUAACAUUUAGAAUAAUAAUAAAAAAAAAAAUAAAAUAACUUUAACGUAAAUAUU